AUGAUAUCACGCUGGGGUGGAGAGGCAGGAUGAAUUAGCCGCUGGGAUGAAUUUGAGCGGAGGGAAGAAGGUGUUUAGAGAGAAAACGAGAGGAAAAGGAAAGAUAACUAAUAGUUCUCAGGAUGUGUGGAGGCAUGACUACAUUUCCCAUGAGGCCCCGGGAAGGGGGCGCAGGGAAGAAAGACUACAAGUCCCGCCAUGCUCUCCUCGGGCGAGCGGCGGAGCUUGAACCGGAAGACGUGUUCUGGGUUUGAGGAGUCCAGUGGCUGCUGUGGAACAACCAAAAGUCCAAUAUGAAGCUGUAUUGCCUGUCCGGGCACCCAACCUUACCAUGCAAUGUGCUUAAAUUCAAAUCAACUACCAUUAUGCUGGACUGUGGACUGGACAUGACUUCCACUCUCAAUUUCCUUCCUUUGCCACUUGUUCAAAGUCCCAGGCUGUCUAAUCUUCCCGGCUGGUCCCUAAAGGAUGGAAACGUUUUCUUGGACAAGGAGCUGAAAGAGUGCUCGGGCCAUGUAUUUGUGGAUUCUGUGCCUGAAUUCUGCUUACCAGAGACGGAGCUAAUAGAUCUGUCUACGGUAGAUGUGAUCCUCAUCUCUAACUACCACUGCAUGAUGGCGCUGCCCUACAUCACCGAGCACACCGGCUUCACAGGCACGGUGUACGCUACCGAGCCCACCGUCCAGAUCGGCAGGCUUCUCAUGGAAGAGCUGGUGAAUUUCAUUGAAAGAGUGCCCAAGGCUCAGUCUGCCUCCGUGUGGAAGAACAAGGACGUUCAGCGGCUGCUGCCCUCUCCGCUCAAGGACGCCGUGGAAGUAUCCACCUGGAGAAGAUGCUACUCACUGCAGGAGGUGAACUCCGCCCUGAGUAAAAUCCAGCUGGUGGGAUAUUCCCAGAAAAUUGAGCUGUUUGGUGCGGUCCAGGUGACCCCGCUCAGCUCCGGCUAUGCCCUCGGGAGCUCCAACUGGAUUAUUCAGUCCCAUUAUGAGAAGGUGUCUUACGUCUCGGGAUCCUCCUUGCUUACCACACACCCACAGCCCAUGGACCAGGCAUCUCUCAAAAACAGCGACGUUCUCGUCCUGACCGGCCUCACCCAGAUUCCCACCGCCAACCCGGACGGCAUGGUGGGCGAGUUCUUCAGCAGCCUGGCGCUGACCGUCCGGAAUGGAGGAAACGUGCUGGUCCCCUGCUACCCGUCGGGGGUGAUCUACGACCUGCUGGAGUGCCUGUACCAGUACAUCGACUCGGCCGGCCUCUCCAGCAUCCCCUUCUACUUCAUCUCCCCCGUGGCCAACAGCUCCCUCGAGUUCUCCCAGAUCUUCGCCGAGUGGCUUUGUCACAACAAGCAGGCCAAGGUGUACCUCCCAGAACCACCUUUUCCUCACGCAGAGCUCAUUCAGACCAACAAGCUGAAGCACUACCCCAGCAUCCACGGCGACUUCAGCAACGACUUCAGGCAGCCGUGCGUGGUGUUCACCGGGCACCCCUCCCUGCGCUUCGGGGACGUGGUCCAUUUCAUGGAGCUCUGGGGCAAGUCCAGUCUCAACACGGUCAUCUUCACAGAACCCGACUUCUCGUACCUGGAGGCACUGGCUCCCUACCAGCCCUUGGCCAUGAAAUGCAUUUACUGCCCCAUUGAUACCCGGCUGAAUUUCAUCCAAGUGUCCAAGCUGCUCAAAGAAGUGCAGCCCCUGCACGUGGUCUGCCCGGAGCAGUACACGCAGCCGCCCCCCGCGCAGGCCCACCGGAUGGACCUGAUGAUCGACUGCCAGCCGCCGCCCAUGUCCUACCGGCGGGCCGAGGUCCUCGCCCUGCCCUUCAAGCGGCGCUACGAGAAGAUCGAGAUCAUGCCGGAGCUCGCGGAUUCGCUGGUGCCCAUGGAGAUUAAGCCUGGCAUCUCCUUGGCAACCGUUUCGGCCGUGCUGCACACUAAAGACAACAAGCAUGUUCUUCAGCCCCCGCCCAGGCCGGCCCCGCCCGCAGGUGGGAAGAAGAGGAAGCGGGUGAACGAUGACAUCCCGGACUGCAAGGUUCUGAAGCCCUUGCUGAGCGGCUCCAUCCCCGUGGAGCAGUUUGUGCAGACGCUGGAGAAGCAUGGCUUCAGUGACAUCAAAGUGGAAGACACAAGCAAGGGCCACAUCGUCCUGCUCCAGGAAGCGGAGACCCUCAUCCAGAUAGAGGAAGACUCAACCCACAUCAUUUGUGACAAUGACGAGAUGCUCAGGGUACGACUGCGGGACCUUGUCCUCAAAUUCCUCCAGAAGUUCUGAAUGGAGCACGUGAGCCACGUCUGCUUCCCUGAGAUUCCUCCACCUUUCGCACUCCGCCUGCCCAGCACAGGCCGUGUGAGGAGGGCACCCAGGUCAGCCGGGCCUUUGUGGUGGUUUCUGCGGGCCACGUCCGGAGAGGGGGUGCACCUGCUGGCUUGGACUUGCAGCGCUGUCUCAGGCAAGAGCUUUCGUUUAAGUUUUAGACUCGUUUUCUUCCGGAGCCUGGCUCUCUCGGAGAGCCGGGAUGGCAAGACAGUGAGCUGAGCGGCACAAGAGUGACAGAGCAGUUUCCCAGGUCAGUGGUGGGGAGGGGAGGGGAGGUCUCGAGUGGCCAGUGUUUGUUCUUCAUCGUGACACAGGCCUCGGGUGGGGAACCAGGGACUUUGUGUUACUUGCUUAUCUACUGUGUUGCAUCUGAUAAGACAGAUGACCCAAAAAAGUAAAAUUAAUCCACUUAUCUGUAUUUUAUAUAGUGAGCCCAUUUUGUUAAUAAAGCUUAUUUUUAUAGGA
Pipistrellus kuhlii (Kuhl's pipistrelle) is the source of this 2780-nucleotide messenger RNA. It is a transcript of the gene INTS9, whose product is annotated as integrator complex subunit 9. The coding region runs from base 294 to 2270 and encodes 658 amino acids. The record is from RefSeq and is a predicted model, not a curated record. The transcript has 17 exons. Gene Ontology annotation, cellular component: integrator complex. Gene Ontology annotation, biological process: snRNA processing. Lineage: Eukaryota; Metazoa; Chordata; Mammalia; Chiroptera; Vespertilionidae.